AUGGCUACCUCAUUAAUACAGCUUGGCACUGAAUCAAGACGAAUUAUUCUACCAAUAAUUAUGUUUUUUGGCACGCUAGGAAACUCACUCAAUAUUGUUGUGCUGACUAGGCCUGCUCUGUAUAAUCAUGCUUGUUCUCGUUAUUUUCUGGCUCUUGCUUGCACCAACCUUUUCUCUGCAAGUGUGAUUCUUACUUUCCGUCUCUUAAGUGAUGGAUAUCAACUUGAUGUAACCCGAACUUCUAUUAUUUUAUGUAAAACAGUUUCAUUUUUCUCUCAAACAUCUGCAAUAUCCUCAUCGUUCCUGACUGUAGUUACGUCGAUCGAUCGAUUCUGUGCCAGUUCCAGUAAUGUUCGCUUACGUUCGUUUAGCAAUGUCAAAGUAAGCCGGUGGGUUAUUCUAUUUAUCCUUAUUUCGAUUGCACUCUUUCAUCUCAACACUUUAAUUAUGACUGAACUACGGUCGACCGACACGCUAGGAUGCCGUAUUCGUGGUGAUACUACCUACAAACAAGUGUAUACAAUCAUACAAAGCCUUUCAUAUGCUAUUAUUGCGCCUGUUCUCAUGGCAGUCUUUGGUACUCUGACCAUCUACAAUAUUAAAAAAACGAAUGUUGCUCCUGCUGCAGGUGCACGCUAUCGUCGCACUGAAAGUCAACUUGCUCGUAUGCUCAUUCUUCAAGUGAUCGCUACCAUUUUGCUUGCAGCACCCUCUGGCGCCGGUAAUUUAAUAGCGAUUAUGGCAAAUACACUUUCAACUACGGUCGAGUUUUUUAUUGCGUAUGUAUUCUGUCAGCUACUUUUUUAUGCAUCGUAUACUACACCCUUCAUUAUGUACAUUGUUUCGGCUAGUAUAUACAGGAAGGAACUCAUUCGGUUGUUUCACAAAAUAUCAUGCCGACGUGGUAAUGGUCAAAUCAAUAUACUGACCAAUCAAGUAACACCAUUGAAUUCAUAA
This is a messenger RNA of Adineta ricciae, 957 nucleotides long. The record is from the annotation of a GenBank genome assembly. Lineage: Eukaryota; Metazoa; Rotifera; Eurotatoria; Adinetida; Adinetidae.